This is a messenger RNA of Sapajus apella (tufted capuchin), 3110 nucleotides long. RefSeq names its product translation initiation factor IF-2-like. The transcript has 2 exons. Lineage: Eukaryota; Metazoa; Chordata; Mammalia; Primates; Cebidae. Bases 257 to 1183 code for a protein of 308 amino acids. The record is from RefSeq and is a predicted model, not a curated record.
ACGUGGUGCUAAUCCACACGGUCUCCCCAUCUCCGCUAGAAAUUGAUCCCAAACACCAAUACCUUAUCAAGCCGACCCCUCCCCGACAUCCAAAAUGCCCAGGCCACCAUCCGAAAGCCGGUCUCUUAUACAAAGCGGUUUCCCACCUCCGACUCCUCCCCGCGGCGCACAAUCCAACUAACCCAUAGACCCCAGUAGUGCCCACCACCCAGAGGGUCCACAAUCUAGAGAAGCAGCUACAAGCCCUGGUACUCUCAUGCCUCGAACCAACCCCCAACUCCAGCUGACCCUCCCUCUGCAAUACCAGAUCAAGAACACCACGAGUACCCGCCGGAGAGCGGACCUGGCCGCACAAAGCCAGGCGCCAGACCAGAGGGGCCCUCGGGGACGCCCUCCGCCCCAGGGCCGUCCCCGCCCAGCCCCGCGCUGUCCUGCGCUCUUCCCGCUCCUCCCAGGGUGGCAGGCGCUCCAGCUCUUCCAGCAAGCUGCCCUCGCAGCUCCGCGCUACUCGUCCGCCUCGGGUCCAUCCCGAGAGGCCGCUCGAGUUGGCGCUGAAGCCCCAGGGGAAGCCUCGAGGGGACCCCGCACCGUAGGAGGGAGGGCAGGAGCCUGCGAACCGCGCUGCGGGGCGGAGGGAGCCGGGGCCCCGCACAGCCCGAGCGCUCUCCAGCGGUUCGUGUUGCUUCCCCGGCUUCUUCAGCGGCUCCUGCAGCUUCCGCACCUCCGGGGCCGCGUUCACUUGGGAGUUAGCGUCCUCCAUCCCGGCCCCGCUGUCUCCGCCGCUCACACCAGCCGAAGCGCCCGCGUACGGCAGGGCCAGGCCCGCCGCCAGGGUCCCCCCAUCCCGGGUUCCGUAGCGCCGCUGGCCCCAGAAAAGUCGGCUCAACCGCGCGGGUCCGGGGUUGGGGGAGGCGGCGCCAAAAUCCGGCCCCUGCCGCCAUCUUCCCUCCGUCCCGCCACCUCCCGCGGGGCGGCCCCGUUGGUGGCCUCAGAGUCGAGGGUGGGUGUGGCGGCCGGCGGGCGCCGAGACAAACCAGCAGCGAGCUCCCGACGAGGCGGGGCCAGCUGUGUGAGGGGGCGGGGCCUAGGCCGGAAGGGGCGUAUGUGCACUGCCGGCGGAAGUGAGACGCCGCCGGGCCUGCGACGGAAAGCCGCUGAGGGCCGGGAGGUGAGCGGCAGGUGAGCGGCAGGUGAGCGGCAGGUGAGCGGCAGGUGAGCGGCAGGUGAGCGGCAGGUGAGCGGCGAGCUGGGCCGAGGUGGCGGACGCGGUCCCAGUUCACCCCGCCGGUUGGUCUCGAUGUGUGAGGUGUUCUCCACCCACUUACACGGCGAGUGGGACCCACGGAUCGGUCCCGCCUGGCUCCGGGCCAGAUCUCGAGUGGGCGCUCGACAGGGUCCGGGGAGAGACAGUUUACUUUGCUGAGCAAAUAUUUAUUCGAUGGCUGCUUUUAAUUGGAGAUCGUCUCCGCUGGCGGCAGCCUCAGAGACCGCCUGUGUCCUGUUUCUUCCUCUGAAAGGUGAAGGGGCAGCUUGGAGUUAUGAUUAGGCCAAGACAUGAUCUAAUUGAAGUUUUAAAAAUAUCGCUGUGGCUGCUAUGUGUAGAAGAAAUUAUAGCAGAUAAAGGAUGGAACCAUGAAGUCUACCAGGAGGCUACCCACAGAGUCAAGUGAGAGAGAAGGUGGCCUAGAUGCCCAGGGGAUUACAGCAUUUCAAAGGGGCAGCCGGGAGGAUGUCUGAUGGGCGGAUGUGGACUGUGAGAGGCAGGAGUCCAGGCUGACUCCCAGGGUAGAGAACUGGCCCUUGGAGAGCUUGACGGGGCCUCAGGAGGGGUGCUUUCUCUCAGUCCUGUGUCAGCAUCAUGCAUUUCUGCCUGACUUGAGGGUCAUUUAUUUUUCACUAAAUGAUUUUAAAAUCUCAAGUAAAAAUUCAAAAGAAAUAGAAGAAUUUGGCCCCCGAAUUUACUUAAUCAAAGGACAUAUAUGAAUCCUUAAGAUGGUGUUACCUCACUGCUAGAUCUUUAUACCUUUCGGAAAUGCCUUUGAAAAAGUGAACGCUUAAUCAUCUCCAUGUCUCUGUGUACCCAUUUAUUUGGCCUCAAAUUGACCAGGCUAUUAUUUAGAGUAACAGGAUAACAAAGAAAAAAAAAACCCUCUUGGCCUAACUGUAUGACCCAAGGUUUAAAAUUGUGGUUACUUGGAAAGCACCAACUCUGACUGUACAUCUACUUUCAGAAGAGCUAAGAAUUACAUAUUUAAACUUCCUGGAAUUUCCCACAUAACCCUCAUGGUUGCAUAGUAUUUGAUAGUUUGCAAAGCACUUUAUUACAAAACGUGUUUUAUAAUCAUUUAGAUUUCCUUUAAAGGUAGGUAAUACUGUUUUCAUUAAAUAUUAUAGAUAUAAUAAGUUAUCAUACAUCCUAUCAUAUUAUUACAUACAUUAUAUAAGGAAUCUGAGUCUCAAUGUACCUCAGUAACUUACCCAAGGUUAUACCUCUAGUAUAUCCUUGAGUAAGUAUAUCCAGAGUUCAAAUCUCCAGUUCCAGUGUUGCUUCAUUGAAUCAUUUCAUCAGCAAAUAUUUGUUGUCACCUUCUAUGCGAUAGGUCCUAUGUAUGAGGUAUACAGUGAUGCAUUUAGUAGACAUGAUUUCUCCCAGGUGGAGCUGAGAGCCAAGCAUUCUUUCUAUUCCCCCCGCAUAUACAGAGGAGAAUGCCUCACUGAAGAGGGAGAAAGAGCCACCUGGUUCAAAAGGAAGGGUGAUCUCAAGGGAAGACAGGAGUUUCGCCUCAAGACCAUUGUAAUGUUUUUUUGUUUGUUUGUUUGUUUUUAAGGUGGGGUUUCACCAUGAUGGCCAGGCUGGUCUUGAACUCCUGACCUCAGGUGAUCCACCCACCUCGGCCCCUCAAAGUGCUAGGAUUACAGGCGUGAGCCACCGCAUGCGGCCCUAAUGGUUUUUAAGAGCCAUCCUUUCCUCAUGAAUGCAGAAGGUAGCCAAAUGGCACUAGCUUCCCUAUCAGAUCUUGUGAGAGCCCAUCCUUUCUCAGCCCUUCAAAUUAGUAGAGGGGACAGGAGGAAAUCACGGUAAAUGUGGAAGAAAAGAAAAAGAAAGAUGA